AGAGUGUUGCAGAAGGCAAGGAGCAAGAGCUGAAGCAGGACAAUGUGCUUCUUUAGGGUCAGCCUCCUGCUCUUCCUGGUUCUUCACUCUCAGGUCUCCUUCCUAUUUGCUUGGGCAGAAGUGCUGACCUUUCCAGAAUCCAGACUUGAUCUGAUGAGGCAGAAAAGGGACUUGCAACUUCUGCCUCCAAUAUUGGUCAUGGAGAAUGGCAUCGGUCCCUACCCCAAGUGUCUGCUGCAGGUAGGUAAAGAUGGCAUGACUUUCUACAGUGUCACUGGGACUGGUGCAGACAGACCUCCUCAAGGCAUCUUCAUCCUUGAAAGAGAGACAGGCUGGCUGAUGGUGACCAUGCCAUUGGACAGAGAGACCAAAGACAAAUACAUUCUCUUUCUUCACGCAGUAAGUGCAACUGGGCAGCCUGUGAGGAACCCCACAGAGAUCGUCAUCAAGGUGCUUGAUCAGAAUGACAACAAGCCCCGUUUUACCCAGAGCAUCUUCCAUGGCUCCGUAGCAGAAGGAGCCCCGCCAGGUACCUUUGUGACACAAGUAUCAGCCACUGACAUGGAUGAUGCUGUGAAUUCCUACAAUGGGGUAAUCACCUACUCCCUCGCUAUCCAGACCCCCACAAAGCCACAGAGCCAAAUGUUUGCCAUCGAUAAUAAAACAGGGGUCAUCAGCUUGAACAAACCAGGACUUGACAGAACGGUAACCCCCCAAUACACUCUGAUCCUGCAGGCUACAGACUGCUUAGGAGAAGGUCUUAGCACUACAGCAACAGCAGUGAUCCAAGUGGCUAGUUCCGAUGAGGUCCACCACGCUUUCCUGACUGUCCACGCACUGAACGUGCUCACCGGCCUCCCUGCCCAAGGCCUGGCCAUGCACUUCUCUAAGCUGGAGGAUCCCCAACGUCCGUGGGCAGAGCUCAUGAGGAGCAAGACAAACCCUGAUGGGCGCUUGGACAGAAACAGCCCGAUGCCCAGGGAGCUGAAACCUGGCACCUAUAAGCUGCGCUUUGAGACGAGGGAGUACUGGGAGCAACAAGGAUACAGCAGCUUCUACCCUUAUGUGGAAAUUGUCUUCACCAUCACAGAGGAAGAAAAAGUGCACAUCCCCUUGCUGCUCAGCCCUUAUUCCUACACCACCUACAGGGGAAGCUAGUGGGAGACCGGCCAGCAGGAGGGGCUGCUUCAGCAAACCAGGGUGCCUGUACUGAGAGAGCUGAUGCAGUCCAGCGGAUGGAGAGCUGUGGUUACAUCCACGGCCACCUGUGGCCCAAGCCUCAGGCUGGGGGCUUGGCCAUGAGCAGGUACCUCGUAGUAAAUGUGAGAGUAAUCUAAAGAC
Podarcis muralis (Common wall lizard) is the source of this 1341-nucleotide messenger RNA. Its product is annotated as cadherin-1-like. NCBI's taxonomy places the organism in Eukaryota, Metazoa, Chordata, Lepidosauria, Squamata, Lacertidae. Gene Ontology annotation, biological process: cell morphogenesis; cell-cell junction assembly; calcium-dependent cell-cell adhesion. Gene Ontology annotation, cellular component: plasma membrane; flotillin complex; catenin complex. The record is from RefSeq and is a predicted model, not a curated record. Gene Ontology annotation, molecular function: beta-catenin binding; cadherin binding; hydroxyisourate hydrolase activity.